This is a messenger RNA of Seriola dumerili (greater amberjack), 3702 nucleotides long. RefSeq names its product protein FAM49A (gene cyria). The record is from RefSeq and is a predicted model, not a curated record. Bases 176 to 1147 code for a protein of 323 amino acids. Gene Ontology annotation, molecular function: small GTPase binding. Lineage: Eukaryota; Metazoa; Chordata; Actinopteri; Carangiformes; Carangidae. Gene Ontology annotation, biological process: regulation of actin filament polymerization. The transcript is spliced from 12 exons.
GUCUGUGGCUGCUGGGGACAGACAGAGCUGCCAAGGUCGGUGAAAGUACUUCUCUGACCAAGACUUCGGUUGUUACCUCCUGAAAAGCACUACCCCAAGAGACAAACUGAGACAAAGAGAAAGCGGAUGAUAUAGACAGCAACCCGAGGUCCUCCACCAGAGAAGGUUUGCUGGAAUGGGUAACCUGCUAAAAGUCCUAACAAGGGAAAUAGAGAACUAUCCACACUUUUUCCUGGACUUUGAAAAUGCACAGCCGACAGAAGGAGAGCGAGAGGUGUGGAACCAGGUGAACUCAGUCCUCCAGGACUCGGAGAGCAUCCUGUCUGGCCUGCAGGCAUACAAAGGAGCCGGCCAGGAGAUCAGAGAUGCCAUUCAAAACCCCAACGACCUCAUGCUGCAGGAGCGAGCCUGGAACUCCGUCUGCCCACUCGUCAUCAAACUCAAGAAGUUCUACAGUUUCUCUCUGAGACUAGAAGAGGCUCUGCAGAGUUUAUUGGAGUGCCUGACAUGUCCGCCCUUCACACCCACUCAGCACCUGGAGAGGGAGCAGGCUCUGGCCAAACAGUUUGCAGAGAUCCUCCACUUCACUCUGCGCUUCGAUGAGCUCAAGAUGAGAAUUCCUGCCAUUCAGAACGACUUCAGCUACUACAGAAGAACCAUCAGCCGAAACCGGAUAAACAACAUGAAUUUGGACAUUGAGAGUGAAGUCAACAAUGAGAUGGCCAACAGGAUGUCUCUGUUCUACGCUGAGGCUACGCCCAUGCUGAAAACACUCAGCAACGCAACCACAAACUUUGUGACAGAGAACAAGACUCUUCCACUGGAGAACACGACGGACUGUCUCAGCACCAUGGCCAGUGUCUGUAAAGUCAUGCUGGAGACACCGGAAUAUUCGAGUCGUUUCAGCAGCGAGGACACACUCUUGUUUUGCAUGAGGGUCAUGGUCGGGGUCAUCAUUCUUUACGAUCACGUUCACCCCAACGGCGCCUUCAACAAGUCCUCUAAGAUAGACAUGAAAGGCUGCAUAAAAGUCCUGAAGGACCAGCCGGCGGACAACGUAGAAGGCCUCCUGAACGCCCUCAAAUUCACCACAAAACACCUGAAUGACGAGUCCACUCCGAAGAACAUCCGGACGAUGCUCCAGUAAUAUUUGCUCUUUUUUUAAAGAAAAAAAAAUAUAUAAAUAGAUAUGAAGAGGAUCAAUGCUCUGACCUCAAAUAAGAUGUAUAUGUUUACAUUAUUUAAAAAGACUCGAUGUUAAUACUUGUGUGUAUUUACAUAGUCAUUCCCUCCAAGUUAUUGAAACCUGCAGAACAAGUACCUUGUACUUUGCAAAAAAAAAAAAAAAAAAAAGCAUCACAUGAAUUGCCUCUACUGUUAACAGCUGUCGAAGCACAAAUGAUGGAUUUGUCAGCCUUAUACUAUAAAUGAGCUUUACAAACAGCACUUGGAACUAAAUCACCAAGGCAGCAUAAAAAUGUCCUUCAACAAAUCUUUUAUUUGACAAUGGAAUUAGUUUAGUGAACAGAUUUUAGUUUAAUUCAACUUUUUUGAAUCGAAAUGAAACUUUUAUUUCAUUUUUUUUUGAAACGGAGAAAUUAAAUUCUGACACAGGUUCUCAUUUUUUUUAUCACAAAAAAAUCAACAUGAAGAACAAGUGAAGUCAUAUCAUCCUGUGUUUUCACUUGAUCAACAAAGUAUGAGAUUUAAUGACAAUAUGAAAUCAAUCAAUGUUAAGUGGACAUUUCUGUUGCAGUGAAGGGCUAAAUACCGAAAGCAGGUAAGGGAUUGAUUGGUUUGAUGAAUUGGUUGAACAUUGAACAUUUGGGUGUUUUCUCUUCUUUUUUUUUCUUUUUUUUUAUAGUCAGCUGUUGUAUUUUGUCCUUUGUUCUUUUCAAACUCCAGCCUUGUGCAUCUGAUAAAAAUAAAUCCACUGUGAACGUAAAAACAUACUUUGCACAUUCAGUGAGAUCCAGUUUGUCAAAGUUUGCUUUAACUUCGAGGUUUUGCUGAUUGAAAAUGUCGUGAUAAUGAAUCACAAAAUCAAAUCAACCAACCAAAUGUUUUAUUUAACUGUUUUGUGGUGAUGCUCUGAAUGAUCGUUGUGUGUUUUGCCAUGUUUUAAGUGACUUUUUUUGUGGCUUUUGUAUUAGGAACAGAAAAUCCAUUUCCUUAAGAAGAAAAGCCCCAAAAUGUCUUUAUUCUAAAUAAAUGACAUAUGCUUCUUAAGUGAACAAGUUUUUUUUUUUUUUUUAAGAUUUUUUUUUAUCUCUUUCCUUAAAGCUUUGAAUUCUGAUUUUUUUUAAAUCAGUUAGUCAGUGAAAUAAUUCUCCUCGUCUCCACUCGAGGGACAAAUGUGACCAGGUUGAUUUUUAUAUGAAUUUUGAUAUUUCUCAACAUGUUUAAAGCAACAUUUCGAGUUUGCUAAGCCCUUGCAAACUCUGUUAAUUGUCUUCUAUACAUCAAUCCAUGCCUCAGAUCAUUUCAUGACCUAAAAACUCGUAGUGUGAAAUAAUGUACACCUCAAAAUUUGCCUUAAAUUCGACUGUUGAACUCAGAGGAAUGACUCUAGACUUGAGCUUUUGACCUGCUGUGUGUCUGAUCAUUGUCACUUAUCACAGAGGACUGUGUACUCCUAAUUUCCUAGCUCAUUUUACUAACAUUACACCACAGACAUUCCUGAUUGUCCCUCGGCUCCUCCACAUGCAGCAGCAGCAGCUCCUGACCUGCUAAAACUCACCUGCUCACAUGGUCGGACAAUCUCCUCAUCUGUGUUGGUUUUACAUUGUGUUCAUUUAAAUUGUGGUUCACGUUUUAUGUUAUCUGUAUGAAGGUUAAUGGAUAAGAAUAAGCUUGUCUUAAAGGAUGCGACUAUCAGUUGUAAAAUCUACUUUUCCACUUUUUUCUGCUCAGAUAACUUCUUCAACUUUACCAUCUAAUAUAUCACAAUAAUAACUCUGACUUACACCACCACCACCAUCACCCCUGUGAUCCUACUUUAUGGAAAUGUUACUGGCUCAUCGUGGAGCACAGCAUUGCCUUGAAGACAGAGCAUAAGCUGACAAAUAGUAGUUACUUGUAAAGACUAUUUUUAUUUUUCAUCCACAACAUAGACUUACUUUCAUUUUAUUCCAUAAGCCACACAUACUGCACUCUGUACCAUAUACACUCCUGCCCUUUGAUUAACAUGUCAACAUUCAUGAUAAUUAACAUUAAAUUAACAUGUCAGGUAUCUAUCAUUCAUUUAAGUCUUGUUUAUUUUUGAUCCUCUUGUAUUUAGUAAUAUAUAUGGGUGCGUGUGUGUGUGUGAGUGAAUCAUACUUUGAAUGCAAUGUUUUAUAUGCAAUAAAUGAAAACUUUACAUGGAUGAGACUUAAAGUGAGGUGUACGUAUGAUAUUUCAUAUCUGACUGAAGUGGUUUUUUUAAAAAAUAAAAAUCACAUCCUCUGUCAUGAUUGAUGUACACGAAGCUUCCCUCUUCGCCCAGAAUAUGCUACUGUGUGUUGAAUGCAAGAUGUUGUUUUGAAGACUGAGACAAAAUCUUUUUUCUUUUUUUUUCUUUUUUUUUUGUCUUAAACUGACAGUUACUGUUUAAUAUUUUUGGAUUUCAGACUCAGUGUUUGUAUAAAUUGCUUUGGCUUUGUAUUGCAUUCUGAAUGGGAUGUGUGGAUUGGAUAAUAAAGGUGGUACAUUUCUUAUACA